CUUCAUUUUCCAAGUCAGGCCAGCGAUAUAAAAGCAGCUUUUCUUUGUUAAGUUCAAACCCCCUUACCUUCAUACGCUGUUCUCCCUUCAAUCUUUUUCAGCAGAGAUGAAGUUGGUGUUAUUUGUCGUAGCAGUAACCUUUGUCAUCGGAUCUUCCUCCGUUUUAACAAAGCCUUUCAAUGAUGCUCAAGAUUCAGAAGGCAUGGCAUUGACCAAGCGUAUUGUAUACGUUACAGGACGAAGCCUACGUAGUAAUGCUGCUCUGGACAAUGUUGGUGCAAGUAAAAGAAACAGUGAUGAAUUCGAAGAAGUUGGUCUUGUCAAACGUACAAGACAUAAACAUCGCCAUCACCAUCGCCAUCAUCAUGGUCAUCACGGUCAUAAAUCCAAGGGAAUGGCGGCAAUGCCUCCAGCUGCGGCAAUGGGCGGUGGUGCUGCUGCAGGUGGAAUGGCAGCCGGUGCUCCUGAUAUGGCCGCCUCUGGAGCUGCUGAUGCUGGCGCUGGAGCAGCUGAUGCCGGAGCUUCUGAUAUGUCUGCCGCUCAAUAA
Molecule: messenger RNA, 547 nt
Organism: Meira miltonrushii
Lineage: Eukaryota; Fungi; Basidiomycota; Exobasidiomycetes; Exobasidiales; Brachybasidiaceae
Exons: 1
Coding region: 107-547 (146 amino acids)
Source: RefSeq, a predicted model, not a curated record